This is a messenger RNA of Dichotomopilus funicola, 540 nucleotides long. RefSeq lists its product as uncharacterized. The transcript has a single exon. The record is from RefSeq and is a predicted model, not a curated record. Bases 1 to 540 code for a protein of 179 amino acids. NCBI's taxonomy places the organism in Eukaryota, Fungi, Ascomycota, Sordariomycetes, Sordariales, Chaetomiaceae. Gene Ontology annotation, biological process: purine nucleobase metabolic process.
AUGGCCCUCCCAACCCCCGAAGCCAAAGACCGCAUCACCUGCCACGUCCUCGACACCACCCUGGGCCAACCCGCCCGCAAUAUGCGCGUCAAGCUCGAGCUCAUCUCCUUCUCCGGCAACCCCUCCUCCACCACCUCCACCUCCACCUCCUCCACCACCGCAGCAACAACCGAAGCCACAACCAGCGCAACCGCCUCCCCCGCCGGCCCCCCCCCAACCCCAGCCCCCAACCGCAUCUUCGAAUCCCAAACCGACGACGACGGCCGCAUUAAGGUAUGGCUUCCUUACUCGUCGGCGACUUCGUCGGGCGAAGUGCCCGUGUACACGCUCGAGGACGUGUUUGGCGGGUUGCCCCAUAGUGAGAACAAUAGCGGUAUUAGUCGGUGGACGCUGCGGUUUGAUAGCGCGGGGUAUUUUGGAGGGGUUGAUAAGACGUUUUAUCCGGAGGUGGAGGUGUCGUUUACGGUGCGAGAGGGGGAGCGGUAUCAUGUGCCGUUGUUGUUGGCGCCGUAUGCGUAUAGUACUUAUCGGGGGAGCUGA